Messenger RNA from Darwinula stevensoni, 2118 nucleotides. The record is from the annotation of a GenBank genome assembly. NCBI's taxonomy places the organism in Eukaryota, Metazoa, Arthropoda, Ostracoda, Podocopida, Darwinulidae.
AUGAAGGACCAGAAGACUCUCUUCAUCGACGUCCGGAACCGAGAGGAGUUUCAGAGGACCAGCUCCAUUCCCCGGGCCGUCAAUUUCCCCUGGACGGACAUCGCGUCGGACGUGCGCCUGCCCCCGAUCGAUUUCUACCGACGCCACGGCUUCUUCCUCCCGACCUCCAACUACCACCGCAUCGUCGUCUUCGGCCAGAACUUGGCCCAGCGGAUGCUGGAGGCAUUCGGAUACGAGGAUCCCCUUGCCUACCUUGGCGGGAUCACCGACUGGGUGAGCCACUUCGGCUCCACAGAGAAGAUCCGGAAGGGAGACGGAGGGGAGUCGGACUCCACCGACCGGUUCGCCCGGCCCCACGAGCGGAUGCGAUUCUCGGAGUCGGACGACCGGACCAGGCCCUUGGAGCACGGCGACCGGGCUCGGCCCUUGGAGCACGGCGACCGGGCCCGGCCCUCGGAACAGGGCGACCGGGUGAGAUUCUCCGAGCCGAUGCAUCAGACUCGAGUCGUUGCGUCGCAGGACAUCAAAGGCAGAGUCGACGUGUCGUACGAAGAACUGUUGGAACGGAUGAAGGACCAGAAGACUCUCUUCAUCGACGUCCGGAACCGAGAGGAGUUCCAGAGGACCAGCUCCAUUCCCCGGGCCGUCAACUUCCCCUGGACGGACAUCGCGUCGGACGUGCGCCUGCCCCCGAUCGAUUUCUACCGACGCCACGGCUUCUUCCUCCCGACCUCCAACUACCACCGCAUCGUCGUCUUCGGCCAGAACGUGACGCAGGGGCUCCGGGCGCUGGAGCUCUUCCACUCCGCGAGCUACCCCGUCUGCGACGUCUACGCGGGGCUCGACGACUGGCGACGGCGAUCUUCUCCCGGCCUCGUCGAUGACGACCGCGUCGGGAACCACGUGGACUCCGAGGACAGGCGAAGGGUCUUGGAACGCGAGAGCCAGCGGGAGAAGGAGAGAGGAGAGAGAGAGACGAAAGGGAAGGCGAUACGGGAGAGCCGGCCCCGCAUGAGCUCCUCCCUCCUGGCGAAGGUGGACCUGAAGGUGCUGCCAGAGCCGAUGGACGACGAGGUGAACGUCGUCCUCGUCGGGUACAACACGACCGUGAUCGCGGGGGCCGUCCGAUCCCUCCAGAGGCUCGGGUACAACAACAUCUUCAUCUUCGCGGCAGACAAGGAGACCCAGACCUUCCCACGGACGGAGGCAGCGAAUCGCAUCCGAACGGCCCGGAAGGAGGAGGCCCCCCCGGACCUAGUGACGAGGACGAGCAACAGCUUCUUCACCCAGCCGCUCAGGGAAUCGCAGUCGUCCACGCCAGCUGUAGAAAAGAACGAGGAAGAAAUCGACUUCAAGACGUUGUACAAGCUGGUGUCCAGCGGGGAGGCGAAGGUGAUCGAGGUCAGGAGCGCGGCGGCCGUUCGCAGAUUCGGCAAGAUCCCCGUGUGGGAUCUCCGCGAGGUGCUGAUCAUGGAUCCCGAGCUGUUCGAGGCGAAGUACGGCUUCAAGAAGCCCCUCCGCGAUGGCUCCGACCUCGUCGUGUCCUGCGACCGGGAUGAAGUGGGACGGGAGGCCCUGCGUCGCCUCCAGAUCCUCCGCUACGACAACGCCUUGCUCUUCCCCGGGUGCUUCCAGGAGUGGAUGGACAACGGGGGGCCCGUCGAGCAUCUCGGACCGUCUAGGAUCACACCGAGCGAGCUGCAACGUCUGAUGGCGAGGGGAAACGCAUACGUGCUUGACGUCGGAGAUCCUGAACUGGAAAACAGGAAGCCCUUCCCCCGAAGCGUCCAGAUCCCAUGUGAGAACCCUCUUAUUCCACCCUUUUAUGCCAACCUUUUGUGCCAACAUUUCUCCCAGCUGCCGACGGCAUUGAACCUGAGCGCUCAGGACUUCCAGGUGAUCUACAGCCACCCCCGCCCCGAUCCGGCCGGAAAGGAGACGAUCGUCGUGACGGCGCCCAACGCCCAGACCAUCCUGGAUGCCGCCAAGGUCCUCAUGCAACAUGGGAACCAUAACGACCGGACAACACGACCCAAUGCGCACGCGCAGCUUUCCGCCUGGGUCGGGGUGCCCGUCUUUCACGAAAACACCCACUUCCCUUCCAGCCCUGGCGGUUGA